This is a messenger RNA of Python bivittatus (Burmese python), 3944 nucleotides long. The record is from RefSeq and is a predicted model, not a curated record. Lineage: Eukaryota; Metazoa; Chordata; Lepidosauria; Squamata; Pythonidae.
UGAUUCGUUCUUGCUUUUCAGGGCAGCAAACAGCGAUACCACUGGCAGAUGCAAAACGUCAAGCAGAGCGGGGUGGACGACAUGGUCCUGCUCUCCAAGAUCCACGAGGACGCCAUCGUGGAGAACCUCCGCAAGAGGUUCAUGGACGACUACAUCUUUACGUACAUCGGCCCGGUCUUGAUUUCCGUGAACCCCUUCAAGCAGCUGCCGUACUUCACGGAUCGCGAGAUCGAUAUGUACCAGGGAGCGGCCCAGUAUGAAAAUCCCCCCCACAUCUACGCACUGGCGGACCAGAUGUACCGCAACAUGUUGAUCGACAGCGAGAACCAGUGUGUCAUCAUCAGUGGGGAGAGCGGAGCUGGCAAAACCGUGGCUGCCAAAUACAUCAUGAGUUACAUCUCCAAGGUGUCCGGCGGAGGGCCCAACGUUCAGCACGUAAAAGAUAUCAUCCUGAAAUCCAACCCGCUUCUGGAGGCGUUUGGGAACGCGAAGACAGUGCGAAACAACAAUUCAAGCCGAUUUGGCAAAUAUUUUGAGAUCCAGUUCAGCCGCGGUGGGGAGCCGGACGGAGGCAAAAUCUCCAACUUCCUGCUGGAGAAAUCUCGCGUGGUCAGCCAGAACCCUGGCGAGAGGAACUUUCACAUCUAUUACCAGCUGCUGGAGGGAGCCAGCCCGGAGCAGCGGGAGAAUUUGGGGAUCACCAGCCCGGACUACUACUACUACCUCAACCAGUCAGCGGCGUAUAAGGUGGACGACAUAAACGACCUGCAGGAAUUUCAGGAGACUUUGACAGCCAUGGAGGUGAUUGGCCUCUCGGAGGAAGAGCAGGCCCUGGUGCUGCAGAUUGUGGCUGGCAUCCUGCAUCUGGGCAAUAUCACCUUCCGAGAGUCGGGCAACUACGCCGUGGUGGAGAGCGAGGACUUCCUGGCCUUCCCGUCCUACCUCCUGGCCGUCGACCAGCAGCGCCUUCAAGAGAAGUUGACCAGCCGCAAGAUGGACAGCAAGUGGGGCGGCCGGCAGGAGGUCAUCGACGUGACCCUGAACGUGGAGCAGGCCAACUUCAGCCGAGACGCCCUUUCCAAAGCCCUCUACGCUCGCCUCUUCGACUACCUGGUGGAUGCUGUCAACAAGGCGAUGCAAAAGGAGCAUCAGGAAUAUAACAUCGGCGUCCUUGACAUUUACGGCUUUGAAAUUUUCCAGAAAAAUGGCUUCGAGCAGUUCUGCAUCAACUUUGUGAACGAGAAGCUGCAGCAGAUUUUCAUCGAGCUGACCCUGAAGGCUGAGCAGGAGGAAUAUGUUCAGGAGGGCAUCCGGUGGAACCCCAUUGACUAUUUCAAUAACAAAGUUGUGUGCGACCUGAUCGAAAACAAAGUGAAUCCCCCAGGACUCAUGAGCAUCCUCGACGACGUCUGUGCCACCAUGCACGCCAAGGGCGAGGGGGCCGACCACACCUUGCUGCAGAAGCUUCAGUCGGCGCUUGGCACACACCCCCAUUUCAACAGCUGGAACAAGGGCUUCGUCGUCCAUCACUACGCUGGCAAGGUGUCCUACGACGUGGAAGGAUUCUGCGAGCGCAAUCGGGACGUCCUGUUUACGGAUCUCGUUGAGCUGAUGCAGAGCAGUGAAAUCCCGUUCAUCCGAGACCUCUUCCCCGAAAGCCUCAGCAUGGAGAAGAAGGGGCGCCCGACCACGGCAGGCAGCAAGAUCAAGAAACAAGCCAACAGCUUGGUGAGCACGCUGAUGAAGUGCAGCCCCCAUUACAUCCGAUGCAUCAAGCCGAACGAAACCAAGAAGCCUCGAGACUGGGAGGAGAGCCGGGUGAGGCAUCAAGUGGAAUACCUGGGGUUGCAAGAGAACAUCCGGGUGCGCCGGGCCGGGUACGCUUAUCGGCGCGUUUUCCAGAAAUUCCUCCACAGGUAUGCCAUCCUGACGCCGGAGACGUGGCCCUCCUGGCGCGGGGACGAGAGGCAGGGCGUGGUGCACCUGAUGAAGUCCGUCAACAUGGACCUCGACCAGUUCCAGCUGGGACGCACCAAGGUGUUCAUCAAAGCCCCCGAAUCGCUUUUUCUUCUGGAGGAGAUGCGGGAGAGGCGCUACGACGGCUUCGCCCGGGUGAUUCAGAAGGCCUGGCGCAAACACGUGGCUGUCCGUAAAAACAUGCAGAUGAGAGAGGAAGCUUCCAACAUCGUCCUCAACAAGAAGGAGCGCCGUCGCAACAGCCUGAAUCGCAACUUCAUGGGAGACUACAUCGGCUUGGAGAACCACCCUGAGCUCCGACGCUUUCUGGGCCGGAGGGAGCGCGUCGACUUCGCCGAUACCGUCACGAAGUAUGACCGGCGCUUCAAGACGGUCAAGCGGGACCUGAUCCUCACCCCCAAAUUCCUCUACCUGAUCGGCCGGGAGAAGGUAAAGCAGGGGCCCGACAAAGGGGCCAUUAAGGAGGCCCUGAAGAGGCAAAUCGAGGUGGAAAGGAUCCAGUCGGUCUCCCUCAGCACCCUGCAGGAUGACUUCAUCAUCAUCCAUGAGCCCCAGUACGACAGCGUCCUGGAGUCCGUCUUCAAGACGGAGCUUCUGAGCCUGCUCUGCAAGCGGUACGAGGAAAGGACCCAGAAGCAGUUGCCCAUCAAGUUCAGCAACCAGCUGGAGUUCAAGGUGAAGAAAGAUGGCUGGGGACCCUGGGGAGCGGCCGGCUCCCGCCAGAUCCAGUUCCAGAUCUGCCAGGGGGAUCUGGCUCUGCUCCGCACAAAUGGGAAAGUCCUGGUGGUCAGCAUCGGGCCCGGUCUGCCCCGCAAUGCCCGACCUAACCGGAAGGACACCCGGAAAAGCCGUUACUCUGGAGGAGGCCCCGCCCUCGGCUGGCACGCUCCAACCAGCGCAGGUUCGCAGUGGGGCCAGCGUGGCCGUGGGGCGAGGCCCUCCUUCCAGCACCGGCACUCCAUGACCCGGCAAGCCAGCGUGGAGCAGCCCAGCCUGCCCCGCCAGGGUGCCAGCCCGCGUGCCCGAGCCUUUCCCGCUCAGCUUGACCUGGGCUUCAUGAACGUCCCCGACCAAGGAGUAGCUGGCCUUCAGCGCCACCUGAGCAAGGAAACCAAGCCCAUCCCGGGGGGAGGCCGGGCCAAGCCCACACCCAAGCCCAAACCCCAGCCGUGCCUUCCGCGGUGCAGGGCUCUGUACGCCUAUGACGCGCAGGACACGGACGAACUCAGCUUCAACGCGAAUGACUUCAUCGAAAUCAUCAAGGAAGAUCCGUCCGGGUGGUGGGAAGGCCGCAUCCGUGGCAAAGAAGGGUUGUUCCCAGGGAACUACGUGGAGAAGAUCUGAAACCAAGGGCGUGACGGCCUUUCUCCUGCGCUGCGGGGGGGGACUGCCCGUGACUUCCGCCUGGUGGCUGGAAAAGACCCGGAGUUACCCCGCAGGACGCUGUGGUAGGGCAGCUGACCGACACCCGCAGGAGAGCGAAGAAAGGCACCUAGUUGACCUGGAGAGAUUAGUACCCACUCCUCUGCGCCCCCUGAAAGCAGCCAAGAUAACCCCCUUGCCUCGCCUUGUACUACGCAGGAACAAGGCUGUUUACGGCACACACCAACGGCAUCCCGCUGUCCUAGAAGCCUCACCUGUGAAUAUCAGCCUGGUGGACCUUUAACACGGGGAGGCGGAAUGGGUAGCUGGGGAAGGAAAAGAGCGCUCCACCCUCAAAACGCCUUAAAAGGCAGGGAAAAAAAUGGGAGUUGCGUCACAGCACAAAGCCUUCAGCCAGCCUCCCUCGCAGGAGCUUGGGUUUCAAAAUGUGCAACGACCCGAGGGCCUGGUGCCGUCCCCGUUUCCUGCCAACCCGUGCGAAUCUGAAAGUCUUCUGAAAGAAAAGAACUGCAGUGGUGAAAACUUAGAAGCGGGCAGCAGAGGGAAUGUAGAAAAUACAAGUGAAAUAAAUUAUGUACAUCGAG